Molecule: messenger RNA, 1077 nt
Organism: Colletotrichum godetiae
Lineage: Eukaryota; Fungi; Ascomycota; Sordariomycetes; Glomerellales; Glomerellaceae
Exons: 3
Coding region: 1-1077 (358 amino acids)
Source: RefSeq, a predicted model, not a curated record
AUGCCUUCCUCGAAGCCUUUAAAGAUCAAGCCUUCCGAGGUUGCGGCGGACACCAAGAAGAAAUUGAUCCCAGAAGUCAACAGGUACUUCCGCGAGGAGUGGCCGCCUUACUCGAUUCUCUACUCUCAACCACUGCUCCAGCUUCCGCUCAGCCGUCCAGCUUUCAUGAGCUCAGACUUACCCAAUUUCUGUAAGAUUCACCCAUGGCCGUUCUCGGAACAACAGCUAACCGUAGCAGAUGUUGUCCAUAGCGACCCUGUAGACUGCGCGCUGGGCUGGGCUCAAAGUGAAGGAGUUCGGAUUCCCUUCAUCUGCGCCGCGAACGAGAAGCGACCCGGAGGUGAUUGGGAAACGGGUGUUGUCGGUUACGAGGAGAGAUUAUGCCGACGCAGCAAUCUGUCAGCGACGCUGGGCUCUCCUCAUCCGGAUACAUGCAUGUCAACCAACUACCCGAUUCCGAUCGAAGGAGCCAUCUAUUCUCCCGACGUUGUUCGGUUCCGCCAAUUUCAAGACAGAAUCGAGUCGCUCGACAUGAAGGAUUGGAGGUCGUUGCCAGUCAUUUCCAUGCCACCAGCGCGAUGGCCGAAGCUGACAGACAUGGGACGAAAGUACUCCUUUGCGGAAGAGCGAGAAUUGGUACGGAACAAGAUGCGCGCUGCCUUGCGAAUCUGCGUGUUCAAUGGCUACAACCACGUUGUCAUUGGCGACUUUGGCCUCGGCAACGGCUACCGCAACCCGCCCAAGGAGCUGGCAGAGUUGUGGCGCGAGGUCUUUCUCUACGACCCGGAAUUGAGGGGGCAGUUCCUAGCCGUCAUGUUUGCUUUCGAAGAUGACAGGCAAUGCACAGCCAAGUUCAUCCUCGACGACAUCGCCAAGAAGACGAAAGGGAGCAGCAGUAGCAGCUCUUCGAAAAGCAAGUCCAAGAGCUCGUCAUCGUCCAGUUCUAGCGGCAGUUCAUCCAGUCACAAGAGCGACUUCAAAAUCUUCAGCGAAAUCUUCGCAACGAGCGAGAUAGCUAGAGUUCGGAGCCAACCCGACCCACGCUACGCCUUCUCUGCAAUUAUGGAUGGCUCUUGA